Molecule: messenger RNA, 6416 nt
Organism: Morone saxatilis (striped sea-bass)
Lineage: Eukaryota; Metazoa; Chordata; Actinopteri; Moronidae
Gene: cadm1a
Product: cell adhesion molecule 1a
Exons: 12
Coding region: 176-1504 (442 amino acids)
Biological process (GO): cell recognition; detection of stimulus; susceptibility to natural killer cell mediated cytotoxicity
Cellular component (GO): plasma membrane; synapse; neuron projection
Molecular function (GO): signaling receptor binding
Source: RefSeq, a predicted model, not a curated record
CAUUGCAAGAGUUGUAGAAUCUAAGAGACGUCCAUUACAAGUAACACGAUUUAUGAAACAGAAUGAAAUGAAUAUGGUAAAUAGUGCCCUCCCUCUCUCGCAUCUCAUUAAGUGAGUCCCGUUGUAGCUAUAGGUGAAGCUGCCUCUCUCUGCCAUACUGAAGCAGGUGUCCAACAUGGCGAACACUGGCAGCGGCUCUCUCGCGACUAUUCUCUUUUUAUUCAUGCUUCAAGCGGCUCUUCACAAAGGAGCUGCACAGUACCCAGUGGUGAGUCAGAACCUGGUGACAGACAAUGUGUCGGUGGUGGAGGGCGAGAUGGCGAUCAUCAGCUGUCGGGUGAAGAACAAUGACGACUCCGUUAUCCAGCUGCUCAACCCCAACAGACAGACAAUUUACUUCAGAGACAUGAGACCAUUGAAAGACGCUCGCUUUCAGCUGGUGAACUUCUCAGACAACGAGCUGCGGGUGUCGCUGUCUAAUGUCUCACUGUCAGACGAGGGUCGAUAUGUUUGUCAGCUCUACACAGACCCCCCGCAGGAAGCCUACGCUGACAUCACUGUGCUAAUUCCUCCAGGUAACCCCAUCAUCGAGGCCCGGGAUGAGGUCCUGAGCGAGGGCAACGAGACAGAGAUGACCUGCACUGCCAUGAGCAGUAAGCCUGCCGCCACCAUCAGAUGGAUGAAGGGAGAUAAAGAGCUUCCAGGCAAGCCCAGAGUUGAGCUCACCUAUGACAAGAUGUACACAGUAACCAGCCGGCUGACCUUCACCGUCAGCAAGGAGGAUGAUGGUGUACCUGUGGUUUGCAUCGUAGACCACCCCGCAGUCAAGGACUUCCAAGCACAGAAAUACCUGGAGGUGCAGUACAAACCGGAGGUAAAGAUUGUGGUAGAGUUUCCUCAGGGUCUGACCAGGGAAGGAGAGAACCUGGAACUGACGUGCCAGGCCAAAGGCAAACCCCAGCCACAGCGGGUGAACUGGGUGAAGGUGGAUGAUGAUGUGCCAUCCCACGCUGUCAUCACUGGCGGCGAUCUUUACAUCGAAAACCUUAACAAGUCCUACAAUGGAACCUACCGCUGUAUGGCCUCCAACUCAGUGGGGGAGUCUUUCGACGACUACAUCCUCUACGUCUAUGAUGCUCCCACCACUACCCCUAUACCCACCACAGCCACCACCACUACCACCACCAUCACCACCACCAUCUCCUACCCUGAAGGCAAUCAAGACACUGCGCCCAGCACUGAACCUGCAGCUCAUGAUUCACGAGCUGGAGAAGGAGCGCCCAGAACGGUGGACCACGCAGUGAUCGGAGGAGUGGUGGCCGUGGUCGUCUUCGCCAUGCUCUGUCUACUCAUCGUCUUGGGGCGCUACUUCGCAAGACACAAAGGUACCUACUUCACACACGAAGCCAAAGGAGCAGACGAUGCAGCGGACGCAGAUACAGCCAUCAUCAACGCAGAGGGUGGCCACACCAACUCGGACGAAAAGAAAGAGUACUACAUCUAAUCAAAACAGGACCCCUCACUCUUGUGUCCUCUUUGGGACACAAAGCUGUUUUUGGGGCCAGGGUAAGGGGAGAAGUGGGGGCGGGAGGUUGAUGGAGGGAUUUGAGUUGGUUCAGGAUCACUUUUAGUGCGAGUAGAGGGGUCGAGGAGUAGAAGAGAGAUGGGGUUUUAAAGAAAGGCCUGGUUUUAAGCCGUUGUUUAGUCUAGUCUGCAGAUGUAGAUGGAAUGUUUUGUGUGUAAAAAAAAUUAAAAAUCAAAAAAGGACAAAAAAUGGGAGGGUUUGGGUUUUCGGUACAGUGAGAUGGGGAUGGGUAUAGGGGUGGGAAGGUGCGCCAGACAUUGCCAGAAAUCACUGUAGAGAGCUUCACCAUUCAACACCUCCCUAACUGCUGGUACGAAUUUUAUUUAGUUCAACCAUUUGCAGAAAAUUCUGUGCCUUGUUCUAUCCAUAUUUGGAUUUGUGUUGAUCCUCAUUUGCAUAACCUUGUUGCUCCCCUGUUUCCCUGUUUCAUCUUCCCCACUCGUAAUUAUCAAUGUGCUGUUGGAUUUUGUAUGAGGGUAAAAUUACACAGCCACUUCAUUCUUUUCCCUAAAUGUGUCUGCACACAUCGCGCAUCCUCUCCCGCAUAACAAAAACGCUUUCCAGUAUACUGUGAUUUGUCUCAAGCCAUUACUUCCCUCUCUCUUUUUUUCCUGAAGUUUUGACAGCUCCAAAAAUGCAUGGAAUGCUUUACAUAUCAUUGUACAAAGGACAUAAAUGAGAAACAGGUUGGAUGUGCUGUACAUGCCCUCCCUGCCCCCUCCUGAACACAACCAUAUUCAAAACAUAAUCAAAAAGAAGGCAGCAAAAGGAGAAUAGGAAAUGAUUUUAUUGGGCCGAUUCAGUUAAUUCAUGUUUCGCAGCCUCAGUUUUGUUCUUCAGAGCAGACAUACUACUGCCUCUUAAACAAUUACCUUUCUUAGUAAAGAGAAGUACUACAUUAUUUUUCCUUGCUGCACUGCCAUUUUAUUAUUUUGAUUUCUUCCUCUGUUCAGAACAAGUUUUUUUUAUUUGGCUUAAUGCAAGCCCAUUUUCCCCCACCGGCUUUUAUUGAGUUGUAAUGAUGAGGUUCAAUUGAUUUCCAUCUGCUCUCACGCUAGCAUAUUUUUUUCUUACAAAUGGGAAAGUAAGAAAAUGUAAAUUGUUUUAAACAUGUUUUUUUGGCAGACUCUCAGUCAAGAUGCCUCAGUAAUAAAAAGGCUGUUGAAAAAGCAUUUGGUAUUAAUAUUAGCCAACCAGCAGCCAAAAGAUGUUGGUGAACUGUACAUAACUCUACUGAAAAGAGAAACAGCCUUAACCAAACUCCAAACUGAAACAAAUUUAUUUUAGGAACACAUAAGCUGCACAAAAUAUAACACAAAAAAAGUGGCCAUGACAGUCCAGGUUCUCCCAUCAGAGGGUUCAUGUUAUCUCAUAAACACACAAUCCAAUGUAAAUCAAGCCAAUGGAAUCACAGCUGUAUUGUACACUAAUCCUUACUAAGAAAUAUUUUUUACAACUUACUAGAAUUACAAUGGAGUACCAUUGUGAAUUUUAUUGUAUCACGCUCAUUGUGAGUUUUGUCAAAAUGUAACACAAGCAAAUGUUUGGGAAAGAAAACUGUCUUCAAACUGAAAUACUCUGAGAGACAGGCCAGUCUCCACUCCCAUCACACCUUCUAAAUAUAUAUUUUGCUUUGAUGCAGCAGCUUGAGUGCUUCAGCAUUUGAUGUUUUUUUUUGCAUGUGUAUGUGCUGAAACCCCAUUCUUUUUGCUUCUCUAUCUUGCUUUAUGUAUCACCUGCCAAAACUGAAUGAGGAUCUGUUUUGCUGCACCAGCUGGGGAGCACUGAGGAAUGCCAAAAGUAAUUAAUUGUUUGUAACUGAACUUAAUACACAUGUUGUGCUCCGUGGUGGCAAUCCCAUGGGUUGCAUUAAUGCCCUGGCUUCUUAUUAACAUGGCAAUGAGGGUCUAUUUGUGGCAUUGUUUGUCAUUAUUAUGUGUUCACACAGCAAGCAGCUUCCUUAAUGAGUCCUUACUCUAUGUGACAGCUGGGGGUGGAUUGAGGAGGUGGUCUAGGUUGCAAGGUACACCUAAAAGUUUUAAGUUGAAAAGCCAGAGUCAACUGGACAAUCAUCCACCAGAUCAAAUCAGUGGAGAAAAAAGUUGCCUGAUUGACACAUUUCUAUGAUUUACUAUUUAAUUGUGAAUGUCCAAACCACGGCCUAAAGCAUACCUGCUUUAUUUUAUAGACCAAGCUUCUUUUUCUUACCAACGGAACUGCCCCCUGGUGGCCAUUAGAAAGAAUGCAGAUUUAAGGUACUUCCGCAUUGGCCUCAUUGACCCGGAAGCUUCGUCCAUUAUUUAUUAUACAGUCUAUGGUCCAAAAUUAGUCAUCAUGAUUAUUGCACUGUAACUGCUCUUUCAAAAAAUGCAUUUUUUAAGGUGACCACUGCAACUUAAAAAAACAUGCAAAUGAAGAAAUGCAUUCACCAAUUUCUCAACAGAUACACCUGGAAAAAAAAGAACUCAACACAACAACAACAACACAAUCAAAUUAAAAUAUUUUGCAAGUCACACAGAACCGAAUGGACAUUUUUAGAGGACACUAAAACUGAUGAUUCUGUGAUGUUUGAAAAUGAGUUUACAAAGUAUUUGUAAGUUGUUGUAGAUGCUGAUAUUAACGGAGAUAUUGCUGUACCCCCACUAUUGUAAGCUACUGGCAUGUUCAUAUAUUUUAAACAUCCUCCAGAAAUGUCUAUCGUUUUGUAGUUCUGUUUCUCUGAACAGUUGGCAGUGUUUCUGUAUUUGAUUAUGUUUUCUAUAUGUCCAGUGUGUGGCUUUAUGCCUUGAAAAUGUUGCCAAAUUGGUGAAUGCGCUUAAUUUGCUUGCCUUUUAGUAGUUUGAUGCACCUUUUCUCUAAACGCACUGUAUACCUUGUCAGAGUGGUAAAGAUAUCUUCUUCACUUGCUUAUGUUUUCUGAAGUUGCAUUGCGUUGAGCUCUCUCCAGCAAUGUACUUUUAGUUUUCCAUUAUACUUAGUUGUUGUUCUUCAGAAACACCAGUUUAUGACAUAUAUCAGUAUCAAUCAUAUCCCCUAAUACAACCCAUACCAGUUUAUGAUAUAUAACAAUAUCAAUCAUAUCACCUAAUACAACUCAUACCACUUGUACACUGAACACUCUGGAAAAUGGAUUCUUAAUGAUGUUGCUUGCUGUGUGGACACUCAUAUCCAAGAUUCAAUACUUUAUUACCACGUUAAUGCAUUUGAUUGGAAUUUGUCAAUGUGUGGCUUAGAUUGCAACACAUUUACAAUGUGAUAGCUUUAAUAUAUCAUAGUCAUGCAUGAAGACAGCAUUCAGUCUUUCCAUAUUGAGAUUGUGGUUUUGGGGUCAUUCAAAGGCAGUUGAGAAGGUUCUUGUGAACUGCAUUACGCAUAUUUCAAUUUCCUGAGCAUUGUGCAUCUGUGCAUUUUUAAAGUUGUUCAGUAUAUUUUUCUGCAGUUUUAGAAGACAGCAGGUGGGCUGUGGACAUAUUUUUAGCUUUUCCAUUGGAUGUGGCAAUUAUGGCUACAGGAGUGAUGUUGCAGACAAAGAUCAAAGAUGCUGUGUCCAACUCUCUCCAGCUGUUUAUUCUUCUGUGAAAACUUGAGUUAAUUUAAAAGUUCUGUACUCACAAAAGGAAUUACCACUAAGUUAACACUGUAUGCUGAUGACACUGUUUUGUGUUUGUUAUGUGGAUGGGUGGGGGUGGGAAGGGGUUCUGAUUAGGUUCGAUGUUUUACGGUCUGGUGUCUGAUAAAACUAUUAACUGACUUGUUAUCGUUGCUUUAUGAAUCACAGAGCAGAUGUCACUUCAUUUGUAAGACUGAGAUUGUGUGAUUUGUAUUUUACAGUGAGCACUAUUUCGCUUUAGUGACAUGUGGCAGCUUCCAUUUAAAUCAGAUUUCAAAAUAUGUACUUGCCAAUAAAGGAAUAGAACUGAAUAUUGUCUUCUCCCUUAAGGCUGAUACAUUAAUAUUUUAUUUGUGAAUAUUAAACAUUUUCUGGGUUGGAACGGCAGGAGUGUUUCUCCAAAUGUUUUAUUCACAGUAAGAGCUUUUACUCUCCCAAAGUUCCAAAAUAAAAAGGAACAAAAAUAUACAAAAUAAGAUUUGAGUAGGGUUAAAUAUUCAGAAGUGGUGCAGAUUGAAUUUGAAGUAAAUAGCAGAAUGAUAUUUUAGGCUAUUGUAUGUAUGAUUUUAUUUUCUAUUAAAUGCCCAGUGAAGUAAAACAUGGACUUUGAUCUUACAGUGUAACUGGUGUAGUUUUCUCCACAUUAAAUUCUUUUGAUAAUGUCCUGUCUCUGGUUCAUGCGUUGCUGACCGAUGUUACUGCAUCUCAGGUAGAAUGCAAAGUUUAGGCCCCACCUCUAAAUGACAUAAAAACAAGUACAAUGCAUCCUCAUCAAUCAAGUGCAACACGUUAUUUUAGAUUCAAGAGGCAAAAUUGUUGAUAUUUUGCAUAUAUGUUGUACAUGUUUUCUGUAUUUUCCUUAAUAUUUGGUGCACUGUAAAAGAUGUGUUAAGUAUUGCUUUGUGUUGACAUAGGUCAUAAAGAGUACACUGUUCAUUUGGAAUGAAGCAGGAUCAGAAACUUGUUGUGGCUGUACUACUGUCACUUUCAACGGACCGCCGCCUUUGGAAGCUUGUUUGAUUCACGAAAAGUUUUGAUUGUUUCACGAGUCAUUGUUUUUAGAUUGAUUCUUUUUGUCUCUCUGCUGUUCUUGGGAAAUGUUAAUGUGUAUUAAUGGAGAAAAAGGAGUUCCACAUUCCCAUACACAUUUUGUAUUGGUUCAUAAAUAGACAUUUUUACAAAAACAAUGAAAAGUUCUUGUCUUAAUAAAAAAGAAAAGAU